This is a messenger RNA of Tribolium castaneum (red flour beetle), 1573 nucleotides long. Its product is annotated as UDP-glycosyltransferase UGT4. The record is from RefSeq and is a predicted model, not a curated record. Bases 50 to 1558 code for a protein of 502 amino acids. The transcript has 2 exons. NCBI's taxonomy places the organism in Eukaryota, Metazoa, Arthropoda, Insecta, Coleoptera, Tenebrionidae. Gene Ontology annotation, molecular function: UDP-glycosyltransferase activity.
ACCUGAUAAAGUCACGUAAUUUCUCCAACGUCACUUUAGUUUGCCAAAAAUGUAUUCACUCACUGUGGCGUUUCUCUUUGCUUCAGUGUCCAGCAGCCGUAUUUUAGUCAUCAUACCAACCCCUUUCUACAGCCACCAGAGUGUGUUCCAACCCCUAUGGCUCGAACUGGCCCAAAAAGGCCACCAAGUGACUGCAGUCACUGCAAACCCUCUCAAAACCCACCUCCCCAACCUCAAACAAAUCGACCUAAGUUUCACCUACAAGUUGGUGUACGAAGACCACAAAAUGCAGCACGUGAUCAACACCGAAAGCAAUCUCCUCACACUGAUGAGACACGUGUUUGUGGUCAUGAACAACAUCACCACCGAGCAGCUGAACCAUCCCCAAGUGCAAGAGUUGAUCAAAAGUGACCAAGAGUUUGAUUUAAUGAUUGUGGAAGUGCACAUUCCGGCGUGGUUUGGCUUCGCGCGCAAAUUCAAGUGCCCGGUGAUUGGCGUGACGUCGAUGGACGCCACCAAUCACGUCAAGCGAAUGGUGGGCAACUUGAACCACCCUGUAUACACGCACCAUGUUAAUUUGCCGUUUGGAGACGGUUUGAAUUUUUGGCAGCGAGUUGUUUGCGUCCUUUUCGAGUUAUUGGACGAGUUUCAAACUAGUUAUUUGUUGUACCCUAUCCAGGAGAAAAUAAUAAAGAACGCACUGAACGAUCCCGAAAUAAAUCUUUCCGAAAUCGUCAAAAAUCUCACUCUGGUGUUCACCAACAUUAUCCCAGGCUUCAAUAAAGUAACGACAAACCUUCCAUCGGUUGUACAACUCAACGGGUUACAGAUUAAACCCCCACAAGUGUUACCACUCGAACUGGGCCAGUUUUUGGAUGGGGCGGCUCAAGGAGUGAUUUAUUUUAGUUUGGGGUCGAAUGUUAAAAGUUAUUUGAUUUCGGAGGACUUGCAACAACUCCUCUUGCAAGUUUUUCGUGACUUGCCGUUCAGAAUUGUUUGGAAGUUUGAGGAUGAAGUCGCGAAUUUGCCCCAAAAUGUGAAAGUGGUGACUUGGGCCCCGCAACAAGAUAUUUUGAGGCACAAAAACACGAAACUUUUUGUUACACAAGGAGGGAUUCAGUCAAUUGAGGAAGCGAUUCGUUUCAAGGUGCCGCUGUUAGGGUUUCCGUUUUUCGGGGACCAGUUUUAUAAUGUUAUGAGGGUUAAAAAAUUAGGGAUAGGGACGUGGCUCGAUUUUAAAACUUUGGAUAAGGAGGGACUUAAAACUUCGAUUUUGGAAUGUAUUAACAAUCAAACGUAUUUAGCAAAUCUUGAAGAAAUUGCUGAUUUGCUUGAUGAUCCUCUAACUUCAUUAAAUAGAGCCGUUUGGUGGAUUGAGUUUGUUUUGAGACAUCGUGGGGCCCAACAUUUGCGAAGUCCGUUAGCUGAUGUUCCGUUCUACCAGUAUUACCUUUUCGAUGUUGUAUUUUUUCUCGUAUUUAUUGUUUUUUUAACCAGUUUUGUACUUUUAAAACUGAUGCGGCGUAAAGUCGGUUAUAAGAAGCUCAAAGUACAAUAAAUGUUAGUUAUAAAA